Messenger RNA from Eleginops maclovinus (Patagonian blennie), 2822 nucleotides. RefSeq names its product tripartite motif-containing protein 16-like. Lineage: Eukaryota; Metazoa; Chordata; Actinopteri; Perciformes; Eleginopidae. Gene Ontology annotation, molecular function: protein binding; zinc ion binding. The transcript has a single exon. The record is from RefSeq and is a predicted model, not a curated record. Bases 44 to 1684 code for a protein of 546 amino acids.
AAACAAGGCCAGCCCUUUCAGUGUCCUGUCUCUGAGAGGGAGAAUGGCGCAGCAAGGAAGUCAGCUGGAAAAGGACAAACUCUGCUGUUCCAUCUGUUUGGAUCCACUGAAGGAUCUGGUGACUAUUCCCUGUGGACACAGCUACUGUUUGAGCUGUAUUAAAAACUACUGGGAUGAAGAGAAUCAGAAGAGUAGUUACAGCUGUCCUCAGUGCAGACAGAGCUUUGAUCCGAGGCCUGUCCUGAUGAAAAACACCAUGUUGGCAGAUUUAGUGGAGGAAGUGAAGAAUAAGAAGACAGACGUCAAAGCGAGUCCAGUUGAUCACAGCUAUGCUGGACCUGGAGAUGUGGGAUGUGAUUUCUGCACUGGGAGAAAACUGAGAGCUCUGAAGUCCUGUCUGCAGUGUCUGGUCUCUUACUGUGAGCAGCACCUCCAGCCUCACUAUGAAUCCCCUGCCUUUGGAAAACACAAGCUGGUCGACCCCUCCAACAAGAUUCAGGAGAACAUCUGUGCUCGUCAUAAUGAGGUGAUGAAGAUUUUCUGCCACACCGAUCAGCAGUGUAUCUGUUUUCUCUGCUCCAUGGAUGAACAUAAAGGCCACGACACAGUUUCAGCUGCAGCAGAAAUGAACAUGAAGCAGGGAGAGCUCGUGGUGAGUCGGCAAAACAUCCAGCAGAGAAUCCAGAACAGAGAAAAAGAUGUGAAGCUGCUUCAGAAGGAGCUGGAGGCCAUCAAUCUCUCUGCUGAUAAAGCAGUGAGGGACAGCGAGAAGAUCUUCACAGAAGUGAAGCAGCAGAUCAGAUCUCGUCAGGAAUCUGAAGUGGCUCACCUCAACCAGCUUCAGGAGAAGCUGCAGGAGGAGAUCGCUGAGCUCAGCAGGAAAGACACCGAGCUGGAUCGACUUUCACAUACAGAGGACCACACCCAGUUUCUACAGAACUACAGCAGGUUAUCACGUCAGAGUGAAGCUACAGAUUCAUCCAGCAUCACUAUUCGUUCCCUGAGGUACACUGAGGACAUGACUGCAGCUGUGUCAGAGGUCAGAGACAAACUACAGGAGGUUGUUAGUGAGGAAUGGGCCACGAUGUCAAUAACAGAGUCCUCACAGACAGAGCCCAAGAAGAGGACCGAAUUCCUCAAAUAUUUAUGUGACAUUACAGUGGAUUGGAGAACAAAGAACAAACAUAUCAUCCAUUCCUACAAUGGGGUAGAAUUCAACUUUAAUGAAUGUGAUUGUUAUGGUCACCCAGACAGUUUCGCUGACUGGGCUCAGGUGUUGUGUGGAGAGAGUCUGACUGGAUGUUGUUACUGGGAGGUGAAGGUAGAAGGGACAGUUAUUGUAGCAGUUGCAUACAAGAGUAUUAGCCGAAAAGGAGAUGAAAGUAUACUUGGAAACAAUGACAAGUCUUGGGCAUUAGAGUGUUUAGAUGUUGGUUAUGAAUUCAGACAUAACAAAAUCAGAACAUCCAUCUCAGGUCCUCAGUCUUCCAGAGUAGGGGUGUACCUGGAUCACAGUGCAGGCGUUCUGUCCUUCUACAGCGUCUCCGAAACCAUGACUCUGCUCCACAGAGUCCACACCACGUUCACUGAGCCUAUCUGUCCUGGGUUUGGUGUGCAUCAUUACACAGACUCUGUUGGAAUCUAUCAAGAUAAAAAAAAACAACAACUCAGAACCGUAAAAUGAGAAAAACCCAAACAACAACUUUUCUUCCUCUCAGACUUUAUAUUUGGGGCUUUUUUUAGCCUUGAACGAUGGCUGAAGAUGGACAGAGUGAAGCGUGUAGUGCUGGAUGUCCAAACUUUCUUCAGCGAGGGCCACAUACAGAAAGAUAUACGGAGAGCUGGGCCACUUAUAGAGGUGAAUAUUGCCUCAUAAGUUAAGUUAUAAGUUAGCAAAACAAAUCAAAUGUAGGUAAAGAAUGCGCAAUACUUGCUUUAAGGAAAGAACAGCCUACAUCCCGUCUGUCUUUAGGGUUUCAUUUAUUUUGUUGGCAGCUCAUUCCUUAAAACAGAAGCCUCAGAUUGCUGAUAAUAAGAGUAAAUAUGAAGGUUACAUUUCAAGCUGGUUAUAGAAAUAAGUUAUUGGGGUUUUUUUUUAUAUCAACUAAGAUUAGUUAGAAAAUGUUUUAAAUUCUAAAUGACUGAAUUUAUUUAAAUUGGGCUCAUUAAUAUAUCUGAACAUAUAUAUUUGAGAAGUACAAAAUAAGACAAGCAGAAGUUUAAUUUGUGGGCCAUAUUCAUUAUACUUUCAGAAUUUGCUGAGGGCCGAUUCAAAAUGGCCACCGGGCCGUAGUUUGGACACAUUUGGUGUAGUGUUUGCAGCCAUGGUGGGUAUCACUGCUCACAAGAAGGGAGUUUUCCUCUUCUUCCUUUUAUUUCACAUUUAUUUUAUUAUUAUUUUGGGACAUUUUCCUGAAAAUAUUACAAACUAAUAUUUUAAAGAGUCAAGUAUGGGAUAUGGUAUGGGUUUGGGAUAUGUCCUUCAUGUAUGUACUAAGAUUAUAUUCUGAAAGUGGUUAUGUUAUUGUCUGUAUAUAACUGAUUUUCUAAGAGGUUAUGUGAAACCUGAUAUGUAAAUAGAAGAUCAGCUGUGUGGGAUAUCAAAAUCAUUAUCUUUGGCAAUGAAUAACUGAUCUGAAUAAAUCCAGUAUUCCUAAUAGAUUGAUAUGGAUUAUUGAAACUCUAACUUCUUCUGUUGAAUGUACGUUGUUAUUGUUGCUGUAACAAUUUCAUCUCUUUCUGUUCUUGUGCAGAUCCUCUUUGUAUCACAACAUUUAAACCAAAUAUGAAAUGAAUAAUAAAACUUUUUCUGAAUCAGUCAA